AUGAAUUCCUAUUAUACUGUGAAUAUCCUUACUGAUUAAAUUCGAAUUAACUAGUUUAAAUCCCAGAAGACUAAGUAUGUUUGCCCUCUUAAUUUUGACAACAAAGUCUAUUGGUACACAGAACAACAAAGAAUCCAUGCCUUUGGAAUCAUAGUUAAGAAGAAAGUGAAGUUUUUUAAAGGGAAUCACAAGGAAUUAGAGGAAAUGCGUAGAUUAAUAGGAGGCAAGAUAGUUUUUGAUGGCAUAGUGAACUUGUUUAAGUGUAGUAAUUAAAUUGGAGAAGGAGCAGAUAGUAAAGUGUUUAGAGUGGAAGACACCGUAAACAAAUCCUUGUGGGCAUUGAAAUGUUUGGAAAGAAAAGAUGAUUUUUAUUAGGAAAUCAGGAUGCAUCAGAACUUGGAACAUAGUCAUAUCAUCCAAUUCAAAGAAUACUUUUAGGGAGAGCAAUAUUAUUAUAUAAUAAUGGAACUAAUGGGAGGUCAAACGCUAUCAAAAUUAAUUGAGAGAAAUCUAAUUACAACACAUUAACAGUGCAAAAUUAUUAUUUAGGCUCUCUUGUAAGCUUUGGUUUAUUUGAAGGGUGAGGGAAUAGUCCACAGAGAUAUCAAACCAGCCAAUAUAAUGUUUGCACAAUCUGGAAAACUGGAUAGUUUGAAAUUGGUAGAUUUCAACUUUGCAAUGAAAUAAGAUGACACAAAUGCUAAGCCAAUAUUAUAUGGCAUGUAUACUGCUCCUGAAGCCUUACAAGACAGUCCUAUCCAAAAUGACAAAAUGGAUGUCUACAGUUGUGGAGCGAUCUUAUAUAAAUUAUAUUCAGGAGAAGAUAUACAUCCCAUUCGAUAUAUGCAAGAAUCCAAUGUUUUUUACAACAUCUUAAGGAAUGGUUCCAUCGACUUCAAGGUCUUAGAGAAAGCCAACACACCCAAAUAGGCAAUUCGUUUAAUACGAGCUAUGCUUGAGAUGGAUCCUUGCAAAAGAGUGAAUGCUCAAGAAGCAUUAUAGUUAGAAUACUUUAGAAAUGAGUCAUUAAGUCCAAAUGAAAAGAGAUCUCGCUUUUAACAAAGACAUCAAAAUGAUAGUUUUAAGAUAGGAAUAACUGCUGACUUUGAGAUCAAUGCAGAUUAAGAUGCUAGGUGUGCAAAUGUAAGAAAAAUGGAGAUCCAUAAGCAUCAUUGA
This is a messenger RNA of Paramecium tetraurelia, 1176 nucleotides long. RefSeq lists its product as uncharacterized. The transcript is spliced from 3 exons. Gene Ontology annotation, molecular function: protein serine/threonine kinase activity; ATP binding. Gene Ontology annotation, biological process: mitotic DNA damage checkpoint signaling; protein phosphorylation. The record is from RefSeq and is a predicted model, not a curated record. Gene Ontology annotation, cellular component: nucleus; cytoplasm. NCBI's taxonomy places the organism in Eukaryota, Ciliophora, Oligohymenophorea, Peniculida, Parameciidae.